Messenger RNA from Triticum aestivum (bread wheat), 2323 nucleotides. RefSeq lists its product as uncharacterized. The record is from RefSeq and is a predicted model, not a curated record. Bases 709 to 1281 code for a protein of 190 amino acids. Lineage: Eukaryota; Viridiplantae; Streptophyta; Magnoliopsida; Poales; Poaceae. The transcript is spliced from 7 exons.
CGCAGAUGGCCCCGUGACGGGGUUUUCCCUGAGCCGUGGCUCGGGUCGUAACCGGAUUCCCUGAUCCGUGGCUCAGGAACUGGAAUCUCCGUCAGUCGGUGGUGGGCAAGCCAGUAAAUGACUCCUGAGACCAACGGCGGAGCUGUCUCCCACCUCUCGUCAAGCUUUCUUGUGUUGCCCAUUGACGCCUUCGGAGAUCUGCGGAAGAAGGAGUACACGGCGGCGAGUUUCGUGGUUGGAGUUCCUGAUGCUACCAAUUAGGAGAAAGGAUUUGCUGGACUACAGGUCCGCGGUGAUGGAGGAGGUGAACGACAACCAACUACCAGUGGUGGGCGACGACGUCUCUGAUUGGUCGGAAGCCGGCCGAAAUUCCACUCCCGAUUCCCACCCUUGGCCCGCCGACCAACUCCAUGGCCGCCGCCGGCGACAACGCGCCAGCGGGGCUCUUCUCUGGCGUCUGGUCCCGCCUCCACGCCGCGGCCUCCGUCUGGCGCCGCCGGGGCCAGGCCUCCCGCGACGGUGAGGUGGAGGAGGACCAGGAGGCGACGGUGCGGUCGCGCCUGGCAAGGCGGGUUGGCAGGAAGCUCGCCUUCGUCUCCUUCAACCUCAAGGUGCUGGUAUUCAUCUACGCGUUCUGGAGGGCGAGAAGACGGAGUUUGACCUGGAGGCAACCCAUCCAGGUGCUGCCGGUGCUCGCCGUCCCUGCUCAUGGAGCCGGUGCAUUACCCAGCGGUUGCGACAGCAGCGGAGGAGCUGUCCCCAAUGGCCACUGGAAGCGUUGACGGGCAGAUCUGUGCGGCGGAUGGGGCAGUUGCGGCGGAGGGGGAUGAUGAACCGCAGGCAUCUGAGAAAUCUAUUGGCCAGGUUGAUCCAAAAACACCUGGCUGGACUCGCAGGGUUAGAAUUGGAGCUGCUGCUCCUGGCAGGGCGCCUUGCCCUGGGCGAACCAGUGCCCUUGAGAAGGCAAUUCGGGGGUUUGGUGACAAGCCGGGGAGCAUUGUAAUUGUACCAGCACUGGGCACAAGCUUUGAUGCACUCGGGGAGGCCUAUGAUUUCUACAAUCUCUGCUCGUGGGAGAAGGGAUUUGGUAUAAGAUAUGGGAAGAGUAGGCUGAAUGUGGAGAGAACAAAAUGCAUGCAGGAAAUUGUUUGCGGAUGUGCGGGUAAACCGGGUGUGGAAAACACAAGAUCAUGCCGAUGUGAAUGCCCGACAUUAAUAAGACUGCUUCGCACAAAGGACAAUGCAGAGACUUGGUGGAGCAAUUGCGACAGAACAAUGUGAAUCUAGCCAAAGUACACAACAUAAUUGGAAGCUUCUUUGGUUCAAUGGAAAGGGUGCCUUUCACAAAAAGAGCUCUGAAAAAUUUGUGUGGUAAAAUCAGUAGAGAGCAGUCAGAGGAUGAUGUGAGGAAGACCAUGGAGGUGUUCGCAGAUCUGGGCUCAAGAAAUCCUCACUUCACCUAUCGUGUACAGGCAGACCAGGAUGGUUGGAUAACAACUCUUAUGUGGGCAAAUGGGAGCAGCAGGUUGCAGCACACAUUCUUUGGAGAUGUUGUCACCUUCGAUACGACAUACGGAACAGACCUGUACAACAUGCCAUUUGGUCUGUUUGUGGGUGUGAAUAAUCAUUUUUAGAGCAUCACCCUGGCCGGUGUUCUUGUCCGUGAUGAAAAGGUCGAGACAUUUGAGUGGGUUUUCACAGAAUUCAUUAGGAUGAUGGGGGGUACUGCACCCAAGACAAUUCUAAUAGAUCAAUGCCGGGCUAUGGAGGUCGCCAUUAAAAAUGUGAUGCCUCAAACGGCACACCGUUGGUGCAAGUGGCAUGUGCUGAAGAAGGCAAAAGAAUCACUUGGUUCGUUGUACUCGAAGAAUAGCGAGUUCAGGAUAGAAUUCCACAAGGUAGUAAAUCACAUGCUUACAAUCGAUGAAUUUGAGGAAGCUUGGAAGAUAUUGGUGGAGAAAUAUAAUUUGAAGACCCACGACUACAUGAGGCAGCUGUAUCAUUUAUAUAAGACACAAGUGGGCGAAGCCUUAUUUUAAAGGUGUUUUCUGUGCUAAGAUGAGAAAGCGCAAACCACAUGUUGAAGAACUAUGUACCGCCCGGUUGUCCCAUGCAUAUGUUUGUGAAGAAAUACAUGAGACUUCAAUUUGACAGGGAAGCUGAGGAGAACUACGAGGAGAAGCGGGCACGGAUAGUAAGUCAUAUUUGAUAAUUGCAACUAGAUGUGUGGUAGUAACAUGGUCACUGAUUUGAUGCAUCUAUGUUUCAGGGUAGACCACUGUACAUAGCAAACUUAGCUAUAGAGAGACAUGCUAGUAAGAUA